UGUAUGUGUACGACUGUUACGUAACCACCCAUUUACUCUGCAUGUCAACUUCUAUAAAAGCGAGAGGCAACAAGGUAACAGACAUUUGAAGCUUGGAGCUGAAGGUGUUAAGAGGCUCAGGAUGAAUAACAGGUGCUGGAAACUGACCCUGGCCCUUGUUGGGGUCUUGGCCAGCGCGUAUACAGAAGCUUCUUUUUCCCGGCACAUGGAUGACUUCAUCAAGGCAGUGAAGCAGGUGGAAGAUGGGGACCCUGGUGCAGAGCCAGUAGUUGUGUUGAGGAGGCUGCGCAGGGCAGCUGGCCUAAAGGAUGCAUUCAUUCAGCAGUACCUUGGUAAUGCUGACUCCAAUGGUCCUGAAAUGGACGCUGGCCUCUCGGAUUACAUCAGCAAAGUUGUGCAACACAGGGUGACUGAUGAUGCCAGAGAGGAAGGUGUGGUUCUGACCUCUGAUGGUACCACUGUUGCCGUCAGGCCACUCCUCCUGGGCAUUGAGGCUGGUUUCCUUUCCAAGUCUAAUGGGCGUGUUAGGGGCCUUUACCAGCUCACUGUGGCCAAAGACCUCAACCUUUCUCUCAGGCACAGCUCUCCUCUCACCCACCGCCUGGGACCUGAUGGCUGCUGGGACAGUUUAACCUCUCCUCAAGUCUUCACCCUAUUGGACAACCCCACUCUGCUUACCACUGCUCAAGUCAACGGAGGCAUGGAUGGUGUGGUUCUAGGGAUGGAAGUCUCUGCCAAAACCAGACGUCCUCUUAACAUCAGCAGUCUGUUGACAGAGUACUACUGCCACCAGCUGGACAAAGAUCGACUGGACGCUGCCCCGCGCCUCAUCAGCCGACGCCGCAGGGAGAACUUUAGAGGGCUUCUUGUCCCUCCAGUGCUAGUCAGGCAGGUGAUGAAAUCAGUAGAGAUGCAGCGGAGACUAAAUGGGCAAUCAAAGAUGGAGGUGAAGGAGAAAAAGCAGCUGGUGGCUUUGCUGAAGGAGGGAAUGAAAGAUUUUGUCCAUAUGUACAUGGAUUGCCCACCCAUCAUACCUCGGUGUAUGUGGGGUGCAGAGCCAUACAGAGGAACGCCCACCAACCUGUCUCUACCUCUCUCCUUCAUGUACAUCCACCACACCCACACACCAAGCCAGCCCUGUCUGACCUUCCAGCAGUGCUCUGCAGACAUGCGCUCCAUGCAGCGCUUCCACCAGGAGGACAGAGGCUGGGAUGAUGUAGGAUAUAGCUUUGUUGCAGGCUCUGACGGAUACAUCUACGAGGGCAGGGGUUGGCACUGGCAAGGAGCACACACCCUCGGACACAACUCCAUAGGCUACGGUGUCGCCUUCAUCGGAGACUACAUCAACAGUCUGCCCUCCCAGCAUUCCAUGGGGCUGGUGAGAGAUCAGCUGGCAUCUUGCGCUGUUGGUGGUGGGCGAUUGGUAGCCAGCUUCACCCUGCAGGGGCACAGACAGGUGGUGAACACUUCCUGUCCCGGAGAGGCUCUCUAUAAAGAGAUCAAACGCUGGGAACACUUUGGGGGGAUACCAAAUUGAGCUGCUAGACAAGAGGAAGAGUCUCGGAUAACCAGAACUUCACACAAUAAAUAUUUGUCUUAUUCUUAUGUUCUGAAUGUUGCCAUUUCCUUUUGAGCACUAUGAACCCUAUGUGUUGCAUAAAUCUUGUGUGGUUACUGUGAAAAGCAGUGGUGGAUGGUAAAGUACAUUUACUUAAGUACUUAAAGUUAGGUAUUUGUACUUCCAUGUAAUGCUACUUUAUACUUCUACUCCACUAAAAUUAAGAGGAAAUUAUUGUACUUUUUACGCCACUACAUUUAUUUGACAGCUUUAUUU
This is a messenger RNA of Xiphias gladius (swordfish), 1834 nucleotides long. RefSeq names its product peptidoglycan recognition protein 6 (gene pglyrp6). The transcript has 5 exons. Gene Ontology annotation, molecular function: N-acetylmuramoyl-L-alanine amidase activity; peptidoglycan binding; peptidoglycan immune receptor activity. The record is from RefSeq and is a predicted model, not a curated record. Gene Ontology annotation, biological process: peptidoglycan catabolic process; defense response to Gram-positive bacterium; detection of bacterium. Lineage: Eukaryota; Metazoa; Chordata; Actinopteri; Istiophoriformes; Xiphiidae. Bases 122 to 1537 code for a protein of 471 amino acids.